Molecule: messenger RNA, 898 nt
Organism: Carassius gibelio (silver crucian carp)
Lineage: Eukaryota; Metazoa; Chordata; Actinopteri; Cypriniformes; Cyprinidae
Product: multiple coagulation factor deficiency protein 2 homolog
Exons: 4
Coding region: 143-592 (149 amino acids)
Molecular function (GO): calcium ion binding
Source: RefSeq, a predicted model, not a curated record
CCAUGCAUGGGAUGAAAGGUAACUACGGCAAGCUGCGACGGUCAGAAAGAACGGUGCUCAGUAAACACCAGCAGUAGAAGUUCACUGUGUCUGAAGAAAUAAAACGAAUAUUCAAGCGUCGUCUGUGGUUUACAGCAGUGUGAUGAGACUGAAGCUCAGACUGUGGAGCUGGUUCCUGCUGUGCUCCUGCUGUGUGCUGUCUGUAUGGGCUCAUGGAGGACAGCAUGGAGAACCAGCUGCUUCAAAUCAAGAGCCUCCUCCAAUCAUCCGGCUGGACAGGAAUAUGGUUCAGGAUAAAGAUCACAUCAUGGAGCAUUUAGAAGGGGUGAUUGAACAGCCAGAGACGGACAUGACGCCUCAAGAGCUGCAGCUUCACUACUUCAAGAUGCACGACUACGAUGGCAACAAUCUGCUGGAUGGACUCGAAAUCGCCACGGCCAUCACUCAUGUUCAUAAAGAGGAAGGAGGAGAUAGUAGCCAGCCAAUGAGAGAAGAGGAUCUCAUCACCCUCAUUGAUGAUGUCCUCAGAGACGAUGACAAAAACAACGAUGGCUACAUCGACUAUGCAGAGUUUGCGAGGUCUCUGGAGUAAAAGCCGAGAGGAAGAGCCGCUGCCUUACUGUGAAUGCAGAUUACCUCUGAUGUGUGUGUGAUUUCAUUCAUGCUUCAAUAUAACCUCGAUAAAUGUCAGACAUGAAGUGGCGAGGGUCAUAAAGUCACGAGAGAUGUUUUGUACGGAUGCAUUCCUUUGUUGCACUCACAUCUGCAUAUGUCUUGUCACAAUUGACCUUGAUGUAUAAACUGCCAAAUUUAUCCACUGUAAACAAGCAUAAAUUAUGUUGUUAUUGAAUAAAUCCUUUGCAGUGGCACUCUCCUGCAAAGCUGAUUGUUAAAUGAA